UAUUUCAACCGGAAACCGAAUAGGCCUAGGGAAAACAUUAUAGAACUUAAUUUUCAAUAGCAUUAUAUUCUAUCCGAUUCGAGAGAUGCGCCAUGGAUCAGGAAAUGCUGCUGCCAUUGACAAACAAAGAUUUGUCCAAUCCUAAUCCCUUUCGCAUAUCUAUGGCGCGAAUUUUGCUGAUGGGUUUGAGUGUUGCGCCCGUUGCCUUGGCUUUUUUCCUUGUCCGCACCAUUAUCACGGAUCUUGAUGCUUCGACCUAUACGGAGUGCAAGGCUUUCAAUGUUAUACCCUCAGUCUCGUCUGUGGCCAAAUCGAAUCAGGUUGGUUGGAUUAUUGUUUCAUGGUGGUCUGCGACUUUUAUCCUGUUGACUGCUUCCCUUUAUACGCGUCUCUAUCGACGCAUCUUGCCAAGAACCGUGCGCUCCCUAAGUCGGAUCUUAACGGGAUCCCUAAUGCUGCACAGCUUCAGCGUUUUGGUCUGGGCGCACUUCGCCCAUAUAAAUGGCACCCAUCCUCUACAUGUGACCACUGUGAUUGUGCUUUGGAGCUCCGCUUCUGUAUUCCUAGGUGGCUCAUUUGCGAUUCGUAAAUACCAUUUUGCAGGUGGCGGAAUUGGCCUAAAGGAAGGAGACAACGACUUGCGGUUUUCGUAUUUGCUAAAGCGUAAGCUGGUCCUUACAUUUGUUGUCACAUUUUUGUUCAUGUGGCUCUGGUAUCUGUUGCACAUGGAGUUCUGUCCAUCAUUGGUUUACUCAAUUUUCGCAUUAUUCGAGUUUGUGGCUUUUUGGUCGUUCCUUUGCUAUUUGUGCACGGCUUACUUUGAUUUUUAUAAUGUCUAUAUAUGCCACGAUAAACGAUUGGGCUAUUACCUGAGUGAAUUUGAAACACAAUAAUAAAUUAUGCGUGUAUUUAUUGUAUAAAAAAGUGUAUAAAAAUGAUAAAAAGAUUAACAACAACAA
This is a messenger RNA of Drosophila willistoni, 959 nucleotides long. RefSeq names its product post-GPI attachment to proteins factor 2. The coding region runs from base 93 to 893 and encodes 266 amino acids. The transcript is spliced from 2 exons. The record is from RefSeq and is a predicted model, not a curated record. Gene Ontology annotation, cellular component: Golgi membrane; endoplasmic reticulum membrane. Lineage: Eukaryota; Metazoa; Arthropoda; Insecta; Diptera; Drosophilidae. Gene Ontology annotation, biological process: GPI anchor biosynthetic process.